Molecule: messenger RNA, 477 nt
Organism: Medioppia subpectinata
Lineage: Eukaryota; Metazoa; Arthropoda; Arachnida; Sarcoptiformes; Oppiidae
Source: the annotation of a GenBank genome assembly
AUGGAAAGUUCUUCAUCUGAAAUGAUGACCGCCGAUGACUUGGAAGCGCUCGGUUCACAGCUAUUCAACAGCAACGGUGGCGGAGGCGGUGACCACAAGCCGUCCGCCGGCCGUAAGCGGCGAAAAACUGUUUGUUAUAAACACUUAUCCGACUGUUCGUCGCGCGUGAAGAAGCGGAUGACAGUCACCGACCGAUCGUUGCCUAUCGGCGACCAUCAGACAGCCCUUCACCAGUUGUUUGCCGAUCACCAGAGCCUCGACGCCAGCAAUUCCUCCUCAGUGUUGAACAUGACUGACGGUACGGACGAUAUGCAAAACCAGAGGGUUUUGGCUAACGUUAGGGAAAGACAACGAACACAGUCUUUGAAUCAGGCCUUCACUCAACUCCGAAAAAUUAUUCCAACCCUUCCUUCGGAUAAAUUAAGUAAAAUACAGACAUUAAAGUUGGCCUCACGUUAUAUACAAUUCCUAUAUCAG